AACCAUUUUCAUUCUCUUCUCUCCUCAUAUUAUUUUUAUAAAAGAUGGAACGCUCUUAUAUUAUGGUUAAGCCCGAUGGUGUUGAACGUGGGUUAGUUGGUGAGAUUAUUAAACGGUUUGAACUAAAAGGUUAUCAGCUUUUGGCCAUUCAACUUUUUAAGCCAACGAGGGAACACUUGCAAGAACAUUAUAAAGAUUUGAAAGAAAAACCAUUUUUUCCGCCUCUCAUCGAAUAUAUGUUAUCAGGACCGGUAGUUGGUAUGGUUUGGCAGGGAAGAGAAAUGGUUAAAGUUGGUCGUCGUAUGUUGGGCGAAACUAAUCCAUUGAAUUCUAAUCCUGGUACUAUCCGUGGUGACUUCUGUAUUGAAACUGGACGUAACCUUUGUCAUGGAUCUGACUCUGUUGAAAGUGCUGAAAGAGAAAUAGCAUUAUGGUUCCCUUCAGGUGUUAUACAGUGGGAACGUACUAAAAUUCAAAAAUUAAUUUAUGAAUAAAUAGUAUUUUUAUGUAAGAAAAGUGCAAUGUUUUUUAAAUAAAAUAACAAUAAAUUUAUCAUCCAGUUGAUGGAUAAUUUUUUUACUA
Messenger RNA from Rhizophagus irregularis DAOM 181602=DAOM 197198, 582 nucleotides. RefSeq names its product Nucleoside diphosphate kinase B. Gene Ontology annotation, biological process: CTP biosynthetic process; GTP biosynthetic process; UTP biosynthetic process. The record is from RefSeq and is a predicted model, not a curated record. NCBI's taxonomy places the organism in Eukaryota, Fungi, Glomeromycota, Glomeromycetes, Glomerales, Glomeraceae. Gene Ontology annotation, molecular function: nucleoside diphosphate kinase activity.